AUGACAAAAAUUAAAGUAAAUGAAAAGAUAAAGAAAAAGAAAAAAACUAAUAAUUCUCUUAGUUUAAAUUUAAACGAUUUAGAUGAUAAAAAAGAAAAAAAAAGGAACAAGUUAAAGAAUAAAAAUAUAAUAAAUUUAGAAAAGGAGAAAAAUUGUGAUAAAGAAGUAUGUGAAGAAAAUGAUUAUUCAAAUAAGAUUGCAAACUUAAAUGAUAAAACAGACGAAAAAAUUACUUUAAAAAAUACCGAGUCAUAUAAUAACCUGCAAAAUGACAAUUUUACAAAAAUAGAAUUGCAUGACGAAAAAGUAUCACCUAAAAAAAAAAGAAAAAGAAAUAAUGAAAAAAAUGAAGUAAUAAAGGAUUCAAAAUGUAAUUUAAAAAAUAAUGAUAAGAUAAACGAGGAAGAAAUAUCGAGUGAUGAUAAAAGUUCAAGUAGUGAUGAAGAUCAUGAUGGUUUAUUAUUAACAUCAAAGUUUAAAAACAAAUUUAGCAAGUUACUACUUAAAUUGAAAAAUAAGGAUGAAAAUUUACUGAAUAAAAAAGAAGAGUUUUUUCAUGAUAGUGAUUUUGAUACAGAUAUAUCAGAUGAUAAAGACAAUAAUAUAAAAGAAGAUGAAGAAAAAUUAAAUAAAAAUAUAUGCAUAAAUAAGAAUAUAGAAGAAAAUAAUAAAAGUUGUAAAACAGAUGAAAAAUGUCUGAAUUAUUCAGAAUAUUUUAAAGAUAUCUUAUUAAAAGAAGGUUCUAAUGCAUUUGAUAAAGAGGAAGAAGAAAUAAUAGAAAGAAAAAAGAAAAUAUUAUCACAAAAAAAUAAAAAAAGCUACUUUGAUGAACAGGAGGAAUUAAAAAGAAAAAUAAUUGAAGCUUGUAAAGAUGUUGAUAAUAAUUGUGACAAUGAUAAGUCUAAUGAUGAUAAUGAUAAUUUUUUUAUAAUGAAGGAAAAGAGUGAAAAAGAAUUACUAGAAGAAAAAAAAUACUAUGAAACUUUUCUUAAAACUUCUAAUAUUGUAAAAGAUGAAAAUAAUUUAUUAAAAGAAUACUGGAAAGAUAAUUUAAAUAAAGAUGAAGAAUUUUUAAGGGAUUAUAUUUUAAAAGAAAUGUGGAGAGAAGAUAAAAUUCAUAAUAUUUAUGAAGAUAUUGAUGAGAUUGAUGAUGAAGAAUUAGAAAAAGCUGAAAAUUUUGAAAGAACAUAUAAUUUUCGUUAUGAAGAACAAAAUGGGAAUAUUGUAAAUUCAAAUCCUCGUAAUAUAGAAUCAAGUGUUAGAAUAGAUUUGAAAAAGAAAAAAAAAAAAGAAAAAAGAAAAGAAAAAAGAAAGAAAAAAAGAGAUAGAAAGAAAAUACUCUUAGAAGAAUUAAAAAAAGAAAAAAAAGAAAAAAAUGAAAAAAGUGAAAAAAAUGAAAAAAAUGAAAAAAAUAAUUCAUUUAAUAGUAAUAAUAACAAUUAUGAUAAAACUCAAAUGAUUAAAAACAAAAAUAAUUCGAAGGAAGAACUAGAUGAUCAAUUAAAAAAAACGAAUAAGUAUGAUAAUAAUAUAAUUUCAAAUAAACAUUCCAAAAUAGAUAAGAAUUUAGAUUUAUAUAAUAAUGAAAAUGAUUUAUGGUUUUUAUGUGAUGAAUGUAAAAAUCCUAUUUCUCCACUAAAUUAUGUUUAUGAAUGUAAUACAUGUGAAAAUUUUUCUUUAUGUAAAAAAUGUUUUAAACAAAUAAAUCAUGAACAUAAAUUAAAAAAAAUGUUAGUUCCUAAAAAUUGUAAACCACCAAAAGAAUAUUUAAAUAAUAUAGGAAUGAAUAGCAACUAUGAAUUUAAUAAUAACAACAAUUGUGAAACUAUGGAAUAUUUAGAAAAUGAUUCAAGUGGUUAUGAAGAUUUAAUUGACGAUAUGCCUAUUAGAUUUAAAUAUGUUAAAGUAAAACCCAAUUCAUUUAAUCUUACUACAGAUUUCAUUUUGAAUACGGAUGAUAAAACAUUAAAUAAGAUGGUACCUUUAAAAUAUGUUUCUCCAUACUAUAAAAAAAAUUUUAUAUCAAAUGUGAUUGAAAAAAAAGAGAAGUUAAAUGAAUAA
Molecule: messenger RNA, 2061 nt
Organism: Plasmodium gallinaceum
Lineage: Eukaryota; Apicomplexa; Aconoidasida; Haemosporida; Plasmodiidae
Product: conserved protein, unknown function
Exons: 1
Coding region: 1-2061 (686 amino acids)
Biological process (GO): endonucleolytic cleavage in ITS1 to separate SSU-rRNA from 5.8S rRNA and LSU-rRNA from tricistronic rRNA transcript (SSU-rRNA, 5.8S rRNA, LSU-rRNA)
Cellular component (GO): 90S preribosome; nucleolus
Molecular function (GO): zinc ion binding
Source: RefSeq, a predicted model, not a curated record